AUGACGGCCCCAGUGAUAGACCCCUCUCACAUUCCGGGCACCGUGCUUCUCGUCGAUAUCGAACACGUCUCGAACACACGCCAUCUCGACCAUGGUGAUCGGGACAUCGUGCUAAUUCCGCCGCCAUCUCAAGAUCCUGAUGAUCCGUUGAAUUGGAGUCCGAGGCGAAAGUUGCUGUCCACUGUUUGUGUGAGCGUAUACACCCUCUUCGCCGGCAUUUCUGCCUCGGUAGUCUACUCUGUCAUCACUCCCUUGGCCAAGGAGACGGGAUUGUCAGUCAGCACCAUCAAUCAAGGCACGGGAUAUAUGUUCCUGCUCGCGGGGUGGGGGCUUUUAUUCUGGCAGCCUUUUGCAAUGCAGUUUGGAAAGAGGUUGACAUACUUACUUUCGCUGGCGGGACUCUUGGCGACAACCAUGUGGGGUCCGUAUGCUGGCACUGACGGUCAAUGGAUCGCUCGAACGGUCAUCAUGGGCUUCUUCCUUGCGCCUAUCGAAGCCCUUCCCGAAGUGACCGUCACGGAUGUGUACUUCACCCACGAGCGCGGCAGCUACAUGGGUCUCUACGCCUUCUUCCUUGCGGGCAGCAAUUUCUUCGCCCCAGUCAUCUGCGGGUUCAUCGCCGACUACCAAGGAUGGCGAUGGGUGUUCUACUGGCCCAGUGUCUUUCUUGCGUGCGCGAUGAUCUUUCUGUUCUUUUUCAUGGAAGAAACCACCUAUGUGCGAGAAUCUGUCGAAGAUCCGAUGACGCUGAAUGGCGGCAUACAGGCACUGGAGAAGAGUCUUUCUUCGUCCCGUGCAGAUGUCGCGGAUGCGGAGGAAAAGGCAUUUCCAAAGACGGGAGAAUCCGAUCCUUCUCCGGCUGACGCUGUGACAGACCAUGGAGAGGGGCUGCUUUUAACAAAAAAGACAUAUUUACAGAAGUUGUCGUUGUUGGGGCCCAAGCAGACUCACAAUAAUAUGCUCCUGAGGUUGUGGCAAACGUUGUAUUAUCUGUCGUGGCCUGUGAUUUUCUAUGCGGGAUUCUCUUAUGGCUCCUAUCUGGUUUUGUUCAAUAUCUUGAACGGCACGGCUUCGAUCAUUCUUGGCUCUGCGCCUUAUAACUUCAGUUCCUCCAUGGUCGGCGUGAGCUAUAUUGCCUGCUGUCUGGGCGUGGCCAUUGGCUCCAUCUUCACCGGCCGCUUCAGCGACUGGCUCACCCUCAGACUAGCCCGUCGCAACAACGGCAUCAUGGAAGCCGAGCAUCGGCUCUGGCCCUUUCUCGCCUGCCUGAUCCUCGUCCCGGGCUCCCUUCUCCUCUGGGGCGUCGGGGCAGCCCACGAAAUCCACUGGUUCGGUCUGAUCGUCGCCAUGUGCAUGGUGGCCAUCACCAACACCUGCGCCGUGACACUGAGCAUCAACUACCUGGUGGAUAGUUAUCGGGAGUUGAGCGGGGUGGCCAUGGCCAGUGUGAUUCUGGUGCGGAAUACUAUGUCCUUUGCGAUUGGCUAUGGAAUCACCCCGUGGAUUGAAAAUAUGGGAUACCAGAACUGUUUUAUCUCGGCGGCCUUUGUGGGGAUGGCUUGUUCGGCGGUGUUUUUGGUGAUGAUCCGGUAUGGGAAGAUGUUUCGGAUUCGGAGUCGGGAGAAGUAUUGGGAGAUUGUGCAGGGCAAUUGGGAGAAGGGGUUGCAUUAG
Molecule: messenger RNA, 1671 nt
Organism: Penicillium diatomitis
Lineage: Eukaryota; Fungi; Ascomycota; Eurotiomycetes; Eurotiales; Aspergillaceae
Product: putative MFS transporter
Exons: 9
Coding region: 1-1671 (556 amino acids)
Biological process (GO): transmembrane transport
Molecular function (GO): transmembrane transporter activity
Source: RefSeq, a predicted model, not a curated record